This is a messenger RNA of Macroventuria anomochaeta, 1509 nucleotides long. RefSeq lists its product as uncharacterized. Bases 94 to 1509 code for a protein of 471 amino acids. The record is from RefSeq and is a predicted model, not a curated record. NCBI's taxonomy places the organism in Eukaryota, Fungi, Ascomycota, Dothideomycetes, Pleosporales, Didymellaceae. The transcript has a single exon.
GCGUAACGUAACAGUGGCGCAAGCGAGCCGCGUUAAGACUUUUGUCUCGAUUUUCAACCAUCUUACACGUAUCUAUUCCUCAGCCGCAUUAUCAUGGCAGAAUGGCGCAUUAGCGACGAGCAACCGGUGAGAGAACUGGACGGCCUUGACUAUGAGCGCUGUGCGGCGCUUCACAAUUACAUUGUCGAACUCGGCUGGACACAACGAGGCCUCGCAUUGGAUACUCUUGACAAACGAACAUGGUGGGAAUGCUAUGGUGGCGAUGCAGCCCUUACAAUCGUUUCCAAUCGUCUCGAAGCCGCCGUGAUCUCGUUUCUAAAGGUUGCCUGGCAUGGAUUUUCGAUGGAAACGGCGAGCCCGCCUCACUUGUUCCAUCGGUAUUUAGCCCGUCUGUGCUUCCCAGACGAGCUUUGGCAGAACGUAAACUAUGCAGAAGAUGAAGACAAUUCGAAUAAGCGAUGCUUUGUCAGUCUCUACAUGGCAAAUGGGGCUUUGGGCGCCACUCAUCCUCUAGGGCUAAUCUUGGAUCAAGACUACGGAAUGGCCAUGCAGCACAUGUCAAUUCGUGAUACUAGCAUUACUAUGAAUGGCCGACAAACAUGGCUACCUCUUGAGACGAUACUUGAUGGGUUCAUCGACAUGAUAGACCAAGGCAAAGUCCUCACGGUUGGUGAGGCAUACAACGGCGAACAAGAGCGCACGGAGCCCUGGAUCAUGCCGUCGUACACCCAGCGGGAUCUCGACGACACUCUGGAGGCCUUCCAACAACUGGUCAACACAAUCCACGACAAGAUGCCGUCUCAACCUCAGGACACCAAGGCAGGUCUGCUUGAUCUCGUGACUGGCGGUCAUCCGCAAAUGCUGCCCUCUAACAGCUUCGCUUACCAAUUUCUCGCCAAAUCUCCAAUACCCUCCUUCACCUACAUCGCACCUGGCUUACGCAUUGCCCAACACCAAUCAUUUGCCCCAGCAUCAGAGCAAGCGGAGUCCAACAAGCUCUACCCACUUCUGAUCUUCUCAAGCACACAUUCUGCUUAUCAAGAGACCCUCUGCGCGCCUUGGGGUGACCUAAUACCCAUCUCGCCCUUCUCCUCCAAUUUCAGUACCAUCUCGACCUGUGCAGCCGGCCUCUACCUUACUGAGACUGAGCCCCAUCACGCCCACCCCUUCGAAGAUGGCUGCAAACUCGUCCUCCCAUUUCUUUUGGGCGCUAACGGAUUUGCGCGAACCAGCGACGAUGCAUUAAUAGGUGAGAAUGUGCACAGCGCGGGGGACAACGCCGCAGCGAAGUUGGAACCAAGGAGUACAGAGCUUUACCAGCUGGGAUUUAAUCACUUCAUUGCAGCGCAUGACGUGCAGCUCAAGUAUGUGCUGUGGAACUGGGUGGCAAUGGUCGAGGAGGGAAAGUGGGAGGUUGAUGCUGAUGGUGUUGUAGGAGGGAUAGAGAAGUGGAGGGAGGCAGAUACAGAGGAGCAUUGGUCUGACUAUCAGCUGCCGAUGAGCUGGUGA